Messenger RNA from Durio zibethinus, 1785 nucleotides. Its product is annotated as ferredoxin--NADP reductase, leaf isozyme, chloroplastic-like. Lineage: Eukaryota; Viridiplantae; Streptophyta; Magnoliopsida; Malvales; Malvaceae. The record is from RefSeq and is a predicted model, not a curated record. Gene Ontology annotation, molecular function: oxidoreductase activity.
UGUUGGAAAACAUGAAACCCCAAUCAAAAUUGAUACAACCAUCUACAAAUGGUAAAUUUAGCACCAUUUCAUUAUCACAUGGUGAAUCAACGAAAAGGAAUAGGGUAGAAGGAGUCUUUAUGCAUAUGGUGGUGUGAGAGUCGUACAUUUUUACACAGGGACUUAUCCUCAUCGGGGCCUCUGCAUUGGCCUUCAAAUCUCCUCCACCCAAUUCAUAAUCCAAACCAAAGACGGAAAAAAAAAUCACAUCCUUUUUUUGAUUUCCUAUCCUCAUCAUUGCUUCACCAACAAUCCAUCAAAUAACAUUUUCUUCUUCUUUCUUCAUUAUCGAAAAACAUGGCUGCUGUAACUGCUGCAGUCUCUUUUCCUUCUACCAAGUCCGCCUCUCUUCCUACUCGAACCUCUAUCAUCUCUCCUGAAAGAAUCACCUUCAAGAAAGUUCCUGUUUACUACAGAGAUGUUUCCAGUGGAGGAAGAGUGCUUUCUGUCAGAGCCCAGGUUACAACUGAAGCUCCCGCUAAAGUUGUAAAGGAAUCCAAGAAAAAUGAGGAAGGUGUUGUCGUUAAUAAGUUCAAGCCAAAGAACCCUUACAUUGGCAGAUGCCUUCUAAACACUAAGAUCACCGGUGAUGAUGCUCCUGGAGAGACUUGGCACAUGGUCUUCAGCAGUGAGGGAGAGGUUCCUUACAGAGAAGGGCAAUCCAUUGGGGUGAUUCCAGAUGGCCUUGACAAGAAUGGGAAACCUCACAAGCUGAGAUUAUACUCUAUUGCUAGCAGUGCUCUUGGUGAUUUUGGGGACUCCAAAACUGUAUCCCUAUGUGUGAAACGGCUGGUAUACACCAACGAAAAAGGAGAACUUGUCAAAGGGGUCUGCUCAAAUUUCUUGUGCGAUUUGAAACCUGGGGCCGAAGUUAAUAUCACAGGACCUGUUGGAAAGGAAAUGCUUAUGCCAAAAGAUCCCAAUGCCACAAUCGUCAUGCUUGCUACUGGAACUGGAAUCGCUCCCUUUCGAUCAUUUUUGUGGAAAAUGUUCUUUGAGAAGCAUGACGACUACAAGUUCAAUGGUUUGGCAUGGCUCUUCCUCGGUGUUCCUACAAGUAGCUCACUGUUGUACAAGGAGGAAUUUGAGAAAAUGAAGCAGAAAUACCCUGACAACUUCAGGCUGGACUUUGCUGUGAGCAGAGAACAAACUAACGAGAAAGGAGAAAAGAUGUACAUUCAGACCCGAAUGGCUCAAUACGCAAAAGAGCUAUGGGAGUUACUCAAGAAAGAUAACACAUAUGUCUACAUGUGUGGUUUGAAGGGAAUGGAGAAGGGGAUUGAUGACAUAAUGGCGUCACUUGCUGCAGCAGAUGGUAUUGAUUGGACUGAGUAUAAAAGGCAGUUGAAGAAAUCUGAGCAAUGGAAUGUGGAAGUCUACUAACUGUGGAUUACAUGUACAAUCAACCCCCACCACAUCCCUUUUUUUUUUCCCCUCUUUUUUGAGCAGCCAUCCAUCCUAUCAGGAUUUCCACUGCAUUAUGUAGAUAGGGAGUGUCUCUUUCUUUCUUUUCUUUUUUUUUGUUUUUUCAUGUAUUAUUUUGAGCCUACAUUAAUGAAACAAACGGUAUUUUAUAGCCAACCUCAUGAAUUUCAUCAAACUUCAAUUUCACCUGCUUAUUCUUAUGAACAUUUGUCUUAUAUAAAUUGUGGAGUUAGCAUUGGUAGUGUGUUUUUUUAGUCCUUGUCAAUCUUUGGGUUGUAUAUCUUUCAAAGGACCUAACUCGAGUCAGAGUGUUUGUUUUGU